Molecule: messenger RNA, 3950 nt
Organism: Larimichthys crocea (large yellow croaker)
Lineage: Eukaryota; Metazoa; Chordata; Actinopteri; Sciaenidae
Gene: slc6a5
Product: solute carrier family 6 member 5
Biological process (GO): sodium ion transmembrane transport; nitrogen compound transport; amino acid import across plasma membrane
Cellular component (GO): plasma membrane
Molecular function (GO): amino acid:sodium symporter activity
Source: RefSeq, a predicted model, not a curated record
CAGCUUGUCUAUUGCCCAUAAAAAUCAGUGGAUGUGUGUGGCUGAAUGACAUGAGGGGGAAAUGGGGCGUAAAAUUAAAGAAUCUCGCAGAAAGCGAGAACUGGAGAAGCAAAGCAGCGACCCCCCUCCCUCCAACACACACACACACACACACACACACACCAACACACCCGGUAGUCUGUGAGCUGAAACUAUAGAGCAGCCACAGCAACAACAUGCUGCAGGAAAACGUUGCAGAAAGGAGAAUUGAGCGUGUUUAGAGCCAGAGCCAGAGCAGAGAUGGGCUGCAGCAGCCUCACCGCCUCACGCCUCCUGUCCUUCCUUUUGUCUUGCUGAUCUCUCACUCAUGUUCCAGGAUUUCUCUGACCAGAGAGACAUGGCCAAACAGCCGCCCAGCGCUCCUACCGGCUACAUCCCGACGCAGCAGCCCGACGGAGCUGCGGGACUUACAACAAACAAACCGGACAACACUGCUGCGUGCCCGGCGCCCGCCCCUCACCAUCACCCGGCGCCUCAGCCGCCUCCUCCGUGCAACGAGAGCAAAACUUUUUGUCUCACGGAAAAUAAACCGGGAGAAUUGGACAGCAAUAAAGCGUAUGGGACGUUUAAAAACCCCCCACCGGCUGUUCCCGGAUCCGUGGCCGUCAACUCGGCCUUCAGGAAGGAUUCCACCGGUUCGGCCCGCGGGGGGGCGGCUCAGUACGGCGACCCGCUCCGGGCCACCGCGGAGCAGAACAACACCGCGGGCAACUGGACGGCUAUGAGCCAGACCACCAUCAUACUGGGAACAGAUGGGAACACGUCUGUUCAGCCCGGCACCGUGACGGGGACUGACGAUGAUGACGAUGGUGGAGAGGAGAAUAAAGCCAGAGGAAACUGGUCAAAACUGGAUUUUAUUCUGUCCAUGGUUGGCUAUGCGGUGGGACUGGAAGUGUGGAGGUUUCCUUAUCUCGUCCAAAAUGUGGGAGGAGCUUUUUUGAUCCCCUACCUGACAAUGUUGGGCAUUGCUGGGAUCCCAAUCUUUCUCCUGGAGGUGUCCCUGGGUCAGUUUGCCAGCCAGGGCCCCGUGUCAGUGUGGAAAUGCAUCCCAGCUCUGCAAGGUUGCGGGAUUGCCAUGUUGAUAAUAUCUGUCUUGAUAGCCAUAUACUAUAAUAUUAUUAUGUGCUGGACACUGUACUACCUGUUCGCUUCGUUGAAGGGCUCACUGCCAUGGGCUAACUGUAGGAAUGAGUGGAACACGGUGGAAUGUAAGGACAAAGACAUGCUGCUGUUAGACACGUGCAUCCUGCGGGACAGAAACAUCACCUCCAUCAAGAACUCCACGUUCUGUCUGUCCGCAAACGCUGUGGGAAACCUGACGAAACUGAUAAACAUGACUGUGGACGGCAACAAGACCUACGUCAGCCCCAGUGAGGAGUACUUCAAGUACAACGUGUUGCACAUCUCUAAAGGAAUUGAAUAUCCAGGAGACAUCCGCUGGCCUCUGGCAGGCUGUCUGCUCCUGGCUUGGUUGAUCGUUUACGCCUCUUUAGCCAAAGGAAUCAAGUCAUCAGGAAAGGUGGUUUAUUUCACAGCCACAUUCCCCUAUGUGGUGCUGGUCAUCCUGCUGAUCAGAGGAGUGACCCUCCCCGGUGCCUUUGACGGCAUCCUUUACUUUAUCACACCAAAGUGGGAGAAACUGAAUGAUGCAAAGGUGUGGAAAGACGCAGCCACUCAGAUCUUCUUCUCUCUGUCGGCUGCUUGGGGAGGCCUCAUCACUCUCUCUUCCUACAAUAAGUUCCACAAUAACUGCUACAGGGACACUAUUAUUGUGACAUGUACUAACAGUGCCACCAGUAUAUUUGCCGGGUUUGUCAUCUUCUCGGUCAUUGGUUUCAUGGCACAUGAGUUGAAAGUGCCCAUAGAGAAGGUGGCAGAUGAAGGUCCAGGCAUAGCGUUCGUGGUGUAUCCAGAGGCUCUGACCAGACUUCCCCUGUCUCCUUUCUGGGCGAUAAUCUUCUUCCUCAUGCUCCUGACUCUUGGUCUGGAUACCAUGUUCGCCACCAUCGAGACCAUCGUAACCUCCGUGUCAGACGAGUUCCCCAAAUACUUGAGGAAACACAAACCGCUGUUCACCCUGGUCUGCUGCGCCAGCUUCUUCAUCCUCGGAUUUCCCAUGAUCACAGAGAGUGGGAUGUUCAUGCUGCAGCUGGUGGACACGUUUGCAGCCUCCUACUCUUUGGUUAUCAUUGCUAUCUUUGAGCUGGUGGGGAUUUCCUACCUUUACGGUCUGCAGAGGUUUUGCGAGGACAUUGAAAUGAUGAUUGGUUUCCAGCCAAACCGAUUCUGGAGAAUCUGCUGGGCCUUUGUGACUCCAACCAUUCUGACGGGCAUCCUUGGACUGAGCCUGUACCAGUGGAAGGUGAUGACCUACGAGGACUACACCUACCCCACCUGGUCCAUGGUUAUGGGCUGGCUCAUGGUGAUCUGCUCCGUUAUCUGGAUACCCAUCAUGUUCGUCAUUAAGAUGUACCUCGCUCCCGGCACCAUAAUCGAGCGUCUGAAGCUGGUCUGCUCCCCUCAGCCCGACUGGGGUCCUUUCCUGAUGAAGCACCGUGGAGAACGGUACAAGAACAUGAUCGACCCUCUGGGAACUAACUCCCUGGGCCUCAAACUGCCCCCCAAGGACUUUCAGCUCGGCUCCUACCAGUAGCAGCUGACCCCGGCAAGCACACCACACCCACCACCUCCAACCCCCCUACAGGGGGUACUGGGAGGCGGGGCGACUUCCACCUCUUCUUCUCCCUCCUCCUCCUCCUCCUCCUCCUCCUCGUCUCUGUCUUUCUCCUCACCGUAUGUCACCCUCUUUGCUUCCCGUCUUCCUCCUCUGUAUCGUGGACGUGGAUUUCCUCUUCCUUAUGCCCUCUUUUCCACCACUUCCUCUCUUUCUGUCAGGGAGGAGUGGCUGCCCAGGUGGAGUGUACUCCUCCACUGCUGCUUCAUAGUCGGUAAAUGGGCUGUCAUUGCCUCCCACACAUGACCACUGAUUACUUCAGAACCCUUCCCAGGGAUCUUUAUUCCAAGAGAAAAAUUGUGUCAUAAAAUGACACAGCUCAGACUGCACUCGCAAUAUUAGACUCACCAUAGCUGCUCCCUAUGGAGUCGUGUGUGUGUGUGUGUGUGUGUGUUCAUACGUGUGUGUGUGUGUGUGCCAUCAUAUUUGUGUGUAGAGAUAAUGAAUCAUCCUGGUGCAAGCAGACGCAAGAAAACAAAAAGAAAAUUGAGCGACAGAGAAACAACGGUUCAACGUGCUCGACGGGGAUCUGUGUUUCGUUCCAUCUGUGUACAAAAUUCCAUCGGCAAUACAAAUAAUAUCAAACUGCCUCUGGAAAGAAAGAAAGAAAGAAAGGAAGAAAGAAAAGAGGAAAGAAAUAAAGAAAGAAUGAAAGAAAGAAAGAAAGAAAGAAAAAAAAGAAAAAUAAACAUAGUAUGCACUGCUAUCACAUUUUGUUCCUAUCAAGCCGUAUAUAUUCCCACUAGUUAUUGCUCAGUCGCUCUGGCUUUGUCAAAAAUAGAUUACAAGAUUUGCAAUUUGUGCCUCCUACGUCCCAGUAGAGUAGCGAAUGCAUCCUGAUUACCACUCUCACUAGAUACACUUUGGCCUGGAUGACUCUGCAGUAUGAUAGAAGCUAGGGUCUGUUUUUUCCUCUCUCUGAAGCCGAGGGACCAUUUGUGAUACCCUCUCUCUCUUUGUCUAUUUAUUAAGCCGUAUUACUGUUCUCCUCUAUUGUAUUAUCUUAGAAUGUAAAGUAGCACAUUCCUAACGUAGGAAACCACUAGAGUAGUCUAUCCUUCCUUUUAGCAGGCGGAAACGUGGCCAUUUAACCUUUUUACGUCGACCUGGUAGUCACUUUGCGUGUAUAUUUUAGAUGGUGCAUUUAUCGCCGUGUGUGUUGUGAACUUGUCGAGCC